Molecule: messenger RNA, 792 nt
Organism: Ostreococcus tauri
Lineage: Eukaryota; Viridiplantae; Chlorophyta; Mamiellophyceae; Mamiellales; Bathycoccaceae
Product: unnamed product
Exons: 2
Coding region: 1-792 (263 amino acids)
Biological process (GO): photosynthesis; cell redox homeostasis
Cellular component (GO): membrane; chloroplast thylakoid; photosystem II
Molecular function (GO): manganese ion binding
Source: RefSeq, a predicted model, not a curated record
AUGCUGUGCACCGUGAAUGUUCCCGCGCUCCGCGCCUCGCGCGCGGCGCCGCUCGCGAAGCGCGAACGCCGAGCGAAGCGAACCGCGAUCGCGAGUAAGGUCGCGACGAAGGUUGCGACGAUCGAGUCCGACGAGAUCGUCACGCGUGGACAGACGGCUGCGAUGAGCCUCGCGGCGACGAUGUUGUUCGCGGAUCAAGCACACGCCGCGCAGGAAGUCGGUGACCUCGCCGGUAUUGACGGUCGCAUCGCCAUCUUCUUUGUGUUCGCUCCGGUCCUCGGCUGGGUGGCUUACAACAUCCUCGGCCCGGGUCUCCGUCAGUUUGAGGACAUGCAAAAGAAGAACGCGAAGUCCAAGGGUGUGCUCGCCGGCGCGGGUUUGUCUGCCGCCGCGCUCCUUGGUAUGCCGGAGGCUUCCGACGCUGCGGAAAAGCUUGGUGACCUCGCCGGUAUUGACGGCCGCAUCGCCAUCUUCUUUGUGUUCGCUCCGGUCCUCGGCUGGGUGGCUUACAACAUCCUCGGCCCGGGUCUCCGUCAGUUUGAGGACAUGCAAAAGAAGAACGCGAAGUCCAAGGGUGUGCUCGCCGGCGCGGGUUUGUCUGCCGCCGCGCUCCUUGGUAUGCCGGAGGCUUCCGACGCUGCGGAAAAGCUUGGUGACCUCGCCGGUAUUGACGGCCGCAUCGCCAUCUUCUUUGUGUUCGCUCCGGUCCUCGGCUGGGUGGCUUACAACAUCCUCGGCCCGGGUCUCCGUCAGUUCGAGGACAUGCAAAAGAAGAACGCGGGCAAGAAGUAG